Molecule: messenger RNA, 203 nt
Organism: Cylicostephanus goldi
Lineage: Eukaryota; Metazoa; Nematoda; Chromadorea; Rhabditida; Strongylidae
Source: the annotation of a GenBank genome assembly
AUGGUUCCCUCAGCCUGUGGAAUGGUUAUGGCUCAUUAUCGGCCACAGUACAUUGAGGCCAUUAGCAAAUGGAUCAAGAGGUUAUCAUGGGCGGCUAUGAUCGUGAUCUCAUGUUUUGCUAUUUAUGCAAACUAUUACAUUUUCUGGUUGAUAACCUGGCCCAUAGUAUUGUGCGGAUGUGCGCUGCCAUGGCUAGGGUAAGC